GGCUUUAAGGGAGGGGCGGUUGCGGCUGGGGUCCGCCGGGAUUAGUGCGGUGGGCGCGCCUCUGGCCGCCAUUUCUCAGCGUUUCCCCGGAGUCGCCCCCUCGCCGCCUCGCGCGGCCCUCUCCCCUCCAGUGGCCUCGAGUGGUCGCCGCCAGUGACAAGAUGCUGAGCUUCUUCCGCAGGACGCUCGGGCGCCGCUCGAUGCGCAAACAGGCCGAGAAGGACCGGCUCCGUGAGGCCCAGCGCGCGGCCACGCACAUCCCUGCGGCCGGGGACGCGCGGGCCGUGAUUACCUGCCGGGUGUCCCUUCUGGAUGGGACCGACGUUAGCGUGGACUUGCCGAAAAAAGCCAAAGGACAAGAGCUAUUUGACCAGAUUAUGUACCACUUGGACCUUAUUGAAAGCGACUAUUUUGGACUGAGAUUUAUGGAUUCAGCACAGGUAGCGCAUUGGUUGGAUGGUACAAAAAGCAUCAAAAAACAAGUAAAAAUUGGUUCACCCUAUUGUCUGCAUCUUCGAGUUAAGUUUUAUUCCUCAGAACCAAAUAACCUUCGUGAAGAGCUGACCCGGUAUUUAUUUGUUCUUCAGUUAAAGCAAGAUAUUCUCAGUGGAAAAUUAGAGUGUCCCUUUGAUACAGCGGUUCAGUUGGCAGCUUAUAACUUGCAAGCUGAACUUGGAGACUACGACCUUGCCGAGCACAGUCCUGAACUUGUGUCUGAGUUCAGGUUUGUGCCUGUUCAGACAGAAGAAAUGGAGCUCGCUAUAUUUGAGAAAUGGAAAGAAUACAGGGGUCAGACACCAGCACAAGCUGAAACCAAUUAUCUGAAUAAAGCCAAGUGGUUAGAAAUGUAUGGGGUUGAUAUGCAUGUGGUCAAGGCCAGAGAUGGGAAUGACUACAGCUUGGGACUGACCCCAACAGGAGUCCUUGUUUUUGAAGGAGAGACCAAAAUUGGCUUAUUUUUUUGGCCCAAGAUAACCAGAUUGGAUUUUAAGAAGAAUAAACUAACAUUGGUGGUUGUAGAAGAUGAUGAUCAGGGCAAGGAGCAGGAGCAUACGUUUGUCUUUAGACUGGAUCAUCCCAAAGCAUGCAAACAUUUAUGGAAAUGUGCUGUGGAGCAUCACGCCUUCUUCCGGCUGCGAGGCCCUGUCCAAAAGAGUUCUCAUCGCUCAGGAUUUAUUCGAUUAGGAUCACGGUUUAGAUACAGUGGGAAAACUGAGUAUCAGACCACUAAGACCAAUAAAGCAAGAAGAUCAACAUCCUUUGAAAGAAGGCCCAGCAAACGGUAUUCUCGACGAACUCUGCAAGUGAAAGCAAGUACAGGAAAACCUGAAGAACUCAGUGUUCACAACAAUGUUUCAGCUCAGAGUAAUGGUUCCCAACAGGCUUGGGGUGUGAGGUCCACUGUGCCUGUGAUUCCUUCUGUUCCCUCUGGUCCUGUGGUAGUGGAGGUCGAGAAUCUUCCAAGGAGUCCUGGAACAGACCAGCACGACAAGAAAUGCUUCCCUCUGAAGACUGAUUUGCUAGAUAGUCCAGACUUACUGGAAACAACCAUUGAUGAGUUAGCUGGGGCGGCUGACACCAUGGACACCUCCCCAGCCCCAGGUGAAGUGAGCACAGCCACCAGGCAGGCUGGGUUAGAGGGACCUGAAGGUGAGCGCAGGACAUUCAUAGAUGCCUCAGAGAAGCUCAAACACCUUGAAAUGGAAAACAGUCCUGUGCCGACUCCUCACCCCAACGUGGAUGUUAACAUUAACAACCAGGAGGAAGUGGUAAAGUUAACUGAGAAAUGUCUGAAUAAUGCCAUCGACAGCCCAGCACUGAAUACCAGGAGAGUUCCUCCUGACUUGAAGAGUAAUAUUUUGAAGGCUCAAGUAGAAGCAGUGCAGAAGGUUGCAAGAGAAGAUCGCUUAUUAAGUCAUAAAAAUGCCAGUGUUCAGGAUGCUUCCACAGAGAGUGCUGAAUUAAAUGAAAACACUGUGCCCGUCCGUGGAGACUCUGUGGCUCUGAUGCGAACCACACCUGCAGAAAGUGGGUCUGCUCUAAAGGAUGCUGCAGAUGAACUGGAUGCCUUGCUGUUGUCUCUCACUGAGAAUCUCCUUGACCACACAACCACACCUCAGGUGUCUUCAACAUCAGCGAUCACACCCCGUUGGAUUGUGCCACAGAGCACUGUCCUUCCUAAUGGGCUUGCAGGAAAUGGGUUUUCCCUGACGGGGAAGGAAGGGCUGGGUAGCAGAGAGCUCAUCUCGCCCCCAGCGCCGUUCUUGGUGGACGCCGUGACCAGCUGCAACAGGCAGAGGAGGUGGCGCCGGGCCGUGAGCACAGGAACCCCUACGCUGCUGCUUCCAGGGCGUGUGGCCAUCCUGCUCACCGCGUUGUCCAUGUCCGUGUUCUAGUAACAGCCCUGACUCAGCAAGAAACUGGCUCUGCUCCAGCCUCAGCUGGAGAAGCCACCUUGAAGCAGAAGUGUUUGCUGACGACUGAGCUCUGAGGGAUGGCGGCUCUCCUAUGGCCCGAGGCCGGGCCCCCAGCGUCCAUCCCAGAGCCCACUGCCGCCCGGGCCAGUUCCGCACCAGCGGGUAAAAGGCUCACCUGGUUUAGGCUUCAGUUCCGUGAAAAAGCAGCUACAUUUCCGUCCAGCUGGAAGGGCUAAUUACACUACACUUUUGCCCAAGUGACACAAUACAGUCUUCCACUCUCCCCGAUUCUGCUGCAGUUGUGAAUCCCUAGUGGUGGGGAUGCCGCGCCCUGUGGUUUCCUCCGCGCUCUUGGCUCCGCCUAGUGGCUGUGAGUGUUCACGACGCCCCUUUGGGUGGGCUGUCCCUGGCGGUCGUCAUCAGCCUGGCAGAGGUUCCUUCUCUCGCUGGUGUCAGGGUGGGUGUCCCUGAAUGCCUGCUGGAGAAACUGUACCUUUCUAUCAUUGUCUGGAGAUCGGUGAUUUAGAUAGAUUAAUGAUUACUAAAGAGAAGUUUUUAGAAUUCAGAGGAUUUUCAGAUGCUUCCCAUACUUUUGACUUUUUGCUGGACUGGCCGUCUUGACACUGCAAGUUUACAUCAAGGCAAGAUAGACUGUGAGAAGAACUACAGGAAAGUCAGUAGCCUGGCGUGCGUUUUCAGCCCAGCCUCCCCUCAGGAAGCUUGUCUCCAUGGCCCUCACACACCUGUCACUCUUUGGCCUGGAAGGGGUGGGGAGGGUUGCAGAGAGCCUGAGGCAUUUCCUCCAGGCACCCACACUUCUUCCUGGGCCACAGGGGACUGAAGGCCAUGUGACUCGGGGACGGAAGGAGCGCGUGGUAGUUUCUGGGCGCCUCUUUGGAUGAAGGCUCCAUUUCUUUUUAAUGUAAGCUGAGUAAACUUAGAUUUUGUAAACUAAAGGGAAAAAAAUACCAGGAUAGAAAUAGGCGAUUGGGUUAGGGGGAUCCACAUCUAAAACUAAAUGCAGAUGUUGAGAGAAUGUUAGGAUCUUAUGUUACUUUAAAGGGGUUCUUUCGAAUUUCCUCAUUGCUUUCCAGCUGUACAGAAAGUUCUGGAUGUUAAGGUGGUAUAUUCUCAUUAUAGAAAAUAGAGAAAAGAAUUUCAACACCCAGAAAAAUACUCUUUUAGCUUUAAAACUUUGGAAUGUGUAAAGUAAACCUCCGUUGCCGUGGGGAAUGAGGGUGAUCUGGAAACCGUGUUGGGAAGUUGUCGUUAAUCCCUGUUAUCAAGGGCUGAUGUUAAAGUAUACCUCCUGGAAUUUGGUUUUGGUUUCCUGCCCUGCAGAAACCAGAACUUAAUUGAGUGUUAAUGUAUGCUGUUCUCCAUAAAAAAACACGCGGUUUUAAGAUCUUUAAAACUCCAUGGUCUAGACUGUCGUGGGUUCCCUGUAACAUAGUCAGCUCAGGCAGUCACACGCUUGUGUCUGACUGGAGAGGGUUUUCUUCCUGUGCUGUUCCCGGGACCUGUAGAGGCUGGAAACUACUUUGCACCAAACAGUUUUGCUGAAGGAAGGGGGCUUGGCUCUUCUUGCCGGCUACCUCUUGUAGCCCUUAGGCUGAGACUGCGGACUUGACCCAGGACGAGCUGGACUGGAUGUUGUGUUUUCAGCACACUGAUGACGCUGCAGGCAGAGCGUUAAGGCCGUGUUUCUGGUCACAGAGACGUUUUCUAGAUCUUGGAGCUAGGUUGUUGAAAAUAUCCCCUUACCUUUGUGUCUUCUGGUACCUGUAUCCUUGCCAGUCAGAACACUGAGGAGACUUUCUUAAAAUGCAUUUGAAUCUCAAGCUAAAAGGAAGUUUUGUUUCAGGUCCUGAGGAAGAGUGGUAAAUAUGGAAAUUGAUAUUUUAAUGAAUCAGCCCUGACAGAAAAGAUGCCUGUCAGAUAUACAUCUCAUUCCCCAUCUGCCGUCCCCAGGCAACUGUAAGGCUCCCCCUGCUCUGCCCACCUGGGGCGGGGGGGAAGGGGGAGCAGCAGACGUGAGUCAGGAUGCUGGCAGAGAGCCGAGUGUGGGGACUCUGGAUGGACCGGUGGGCAGGUGGUCACGCUGCGGGGGCAGUGGGGGUCCUGCUGAGGUGGCCCUGUGACUGCUGGCCCUCAGGCACAGUUCCUGACGAUGGAAGAUCUCAGCGCCCUCCUUUGCGUUGGGACCAGCUCGUCCGCUGAGUGCAGCUCUGGGGUGACAUGCCACUGCGGUCGGGUGGGAAGCUUCGCCGUGUCUAGAGUCUCCUUUGCUCUGUGCAGCUGGAGAGUCCUGGCCGCGUCUGAUCCCAUCAGGAGUGAGGAGCACGUGUCUGGAAAGAGCAGGAAUGACAGUGUGUGGGAGCACUGUGAGCACCCCUGCAUUGGAGGGUGCUUGGAGAGGGUUUAUAGCUGAGCUGAUAGACCUGUUUGGCGGAAGUGACCGAAGCCUGCUUGAGCCAGAGGCUCAGUUCUAUGUCACUUUCUUUCCAGUUUUCACUCUGGUGACUCCCUAGGAGCUAGGAUGAUGGUGCUUGUGGCUGUGGGCAGGUUUAGGGGCUCAGGGUGGGUGAGUGGGAGGGAGCUGCUUUUGUUCUCUUGCCGUUGCCUGGUUGGUCUGUGAGGAUCUGCAGUUUCUGGUGAUUUGCAGAGUUCAGGUAGUGCUGAGGCCCUCGUCUCCUGCCACCUGAGGGUGGAGGUUGUCAGUGUUUAGGGCCCAGGUGCAGAUCGGCUCACGUCUUGGCUGAGAAGGUGGGGGAGUGGAGAGCUGGCCUGGGUGUGCAGGUGGGAUUUAAAGUCAGGUUGGUAGGUUUCAGUUUUCUCCCGUAGACUCUUCUUGAGAACUUGUGAAGUAGCACAUGAAAUCCUGUUUCUCAGGACCUUACAAAGGUCAUAGCAUCUGUGUGCACACGAAGGGCUCAUUGUUCUUACAUUCCUGCCCUUGUGGAAACCCUGCUGAACAAAGGAAUGAUUAGACUCCUUUGAUCCUGAUAAAUUUAGAAAUACCCUUAGGUGCUUUCCUAAAAUGUUGAUGUUGUUUUGAGAAAUUUUAUUAAACAUGUCUUAUAGUCUCCUAAGUUUUUGUCUUUACCUAUAUCUACUUGUGCGGUCACAGAAGUUCUCUGGACACUGGAAACCCCUGCUUCCUGACUGCUUGUUCCUCAUGCGUCUCAUUUCUGGCCAACACUGCCUCUGUCUCCUCUUGGACAAGUCGCUGCAGAAACCCCCUCAGAUUGGAUUAUUUGGCAGUCAUUUGCACAGAGGGAAGUUCUCUUAUUUUUCUGUAAGUCAGGCUCUUGAGAAGCCAAAUUCUCAGCUUCUCAUUGAGGGCUGGGACAGCAGGCAGGAAAGUGAGGAGCGGAGGUGGUGAAGUGGCAGGUGGUGCCCCCUGCCGCCCGAGUGUGGGCAGUGUAGAUGGAGGUGAGUGCCCCGGCUUGGCUGCAGGCAGGGACAUCUUCCUGGCAGUUUCCCGCAGAUGGCUCCCGGGAGCCAGCGGGUGUUCAGACGGGCUCUGCAGGUUCUCUGUCCCUGGAGGCCCUGGCAUUUCUCCGUUGGCAUUCUCACUCCCGUGUGGACAAGACAGUCCUGGGCUCCCAUCCCCGAGAGGCCGGGAGGGCUCCCAGUUCUGAUCCAUUGUGCCCUAGCGUUUUGGUUGCUUGGGAACCUGGAGUCUUGUAAUGCAUAAUACACAUUCCAUAUUAUUUGUUCUUAUUCCUCUCACAAAUGUAAACCUAUGGUUCCUGAAUGUUCAGAAGAACGUUGGGAGCUUUUCCUGUCUGUUAGCCUGCAAGUUGAGGAAGUUUGUUUGGUUCAUUGAAAUUUGCCCUGAACUCUGCUGAAUUCACAUGCUGGCAGAGCUGUGAUUGUCUCCAGCUCUGAGAGGUGGGAUCUGCGAGCCACUUUAUCACAUUGAUGGAGACCAUGAUUCAGUCCCUUUGCAGGGUUUUUAUUCAUCAGAGAAGCGUUUGGGUGCAGACCUCUGCUCUUUAAUCUUCCUGUCUGAAUAUGAUAGAUGGUUACAAGGACCUCACUAACUAUUUUGUGUUUACUUUUUAUAUGUAUAAAGCUUUGAAGUAGCUUUUAAAGUGUAAUUUAUUUUUUUAUCAAGUGCACUAUUCCUGCAAUGUGUCCCAGUUUUAUAUGACUUGUACUAGGAGCACCGCACUCACCUGUGAGUUGUUUGUUCAAUGAGAUGACCGCUGUAGACGUGACCACCAAUAAAGUUUUCCUGAAGCACUUA
Molecule: messenger RNA, 6672 nt
Organism: Dama dama (fallow deer)
Lineage: Eukaryota; Metazoa; Chordata; Mammalia; Artiodactyla; Cervidae
Gene: EPB41L5
Product: erythrocyte membrane protein band 4.1 like 5
Exons: 26
Coding region: 162-2396 (744 amino acids)
Cellular component (GO): cytoskeleton
Molecular function (GO): cytoskeletal protein binding
Source: RefSeq, a predicted model, not a curated record